AUGCCGGUCUCCCCUGAGGAGCCAGGCAUAGUGACAUGGGUGGAGGUGGGUGCCUGGACGUACCACUACAGUGACCAGGAGGACUACACGUGGGAGCAGGCCAGGAACUACUGCCAGACUUUCUUCACCGACCUGGUGGCGAUCCAGAACAAGAGGGAGAUCGCAUACCUCAACGAGAGCCUGCCCUUCCACAAGCGCUACUACUGGAUUGGCAUCCGCAAGCUGGGUGGCAUCUGGACCUGGGUGGGCACCAGGAAGGCUCUGACAAAGGAGGCAGAGAACUGGGCAGCUGGGGAGCCCAACAACCGUCGCUCCAACCAGGACUGCGUGGAGAUCUACAUCAAGCGGGAUCAGGAGUCGGGCAAGUGGAACGAUGAGCCCUGCAACCGGAAGAAAAAGGCGCUGUGCUACCUGGCCUCCUGCCAGCCCUUCUCGUGCAGCCAGCGUGGUGAGUGUGUGGAGACCAUCGGGAGCUACCACUGCGAGUGCUACCCCGACUUCCACGGCCCUGAGUGCGAGCACGUUGUGCAGUGCACUGAGCUCGAGCCCAAGGAAGCGCGCAUGAACUGCAGCCAUCCCUUCGGAGAGUUCAGCUACAACUCCACCUGCGUGUUCACGUGCCAGGAGGGGUUUGAGCGGCAAGGGGCAGGCACGCUGCGGUGCCUGCCUUCCCAGAAGUGGUCAGCAGAGACCCCCACGUGCACAGCUGUCGCAUGCCCCCAGCUGGCUGCCCCCGAAAGGGGACAGGUCGAUUGCUCCCACCUGCAUGGGACGUUCACCUUCAACUCCACAUGUGCCUUCUCCUGCCAGGAGGGGUUUGAGCCGACAGGAGCAUGGAGGCUGCAGUGCACGACUGGCAGG
Pelecanus crispus (Dalmatian pelican) is the source of this 861-nucleotide messenger RNA. The record is from RefSeq and is a predicted model, not a curated record. Lineage: Eukaryota; Metazoa; Chordata; Aves; Pelecaniformes; Pelecanidae.